AUGGAAAGGGAAGGUUCCACGGGGAAACCAGAGCGGUUUCACCUGGCGGGGGCGCGGGGGCAAUCAGGCGCAGGCGCAGCUGCGCGGGCAGGGGGACAGGAAGGGGCGCGAGGAUCACACUCGGGGGCUUGGGCGGGGCAACCGGGGGAGUGGGCGGGGGAGGCGGGGGCGGGGUGGGACGGGGACUGGCUGGGGGAGGCGCGGAGGCGCGCGGGGCCGUGGGAGGGGCGGGCACUGACGGUGGUGAGUCUGUUCGACGGGUGCGGUGCCAUCUGGCAGGCGCUGCACGACUGUGGGAUUCCGUUUACUGGCGUCAGCUCUGAAAUAGAUCCGUUUGCAUCCGAGGUGGUGCGGCACAGGUGGCCGGCCGUGCAGCAUGUGGGGGAUAUCACCUCCCUCACUCCUUCUACAAUCCACUCCGCCCUCGCUGCCGCUGCUGCUGCUCGUUGUGCCACUGUUGGCGCCACUGCUGCCUCCACUGCCCGCACCAAGGAGGUUCGACCGAGAAAGUGCAAGGAAGCUUCACCGGAUGUUCCCGCUGGCGUCCAGGUGGACCUGCUAGUGGGCGGCUUUCCUUGUCAGGACCUGAGCAGCAUGAACAGAAACAGGGUGGGGUUCCUAGUGGAGAACGUGGCGAGCAUGCAGUGGAUGGAUCGCGACGAGAUCUCCAAGUAUCUGGGAGUGCCACCCAUCUGCAUCGACUGUGCCGACCUCACCGCGCAGGCGCGGCGGAGGCUGUUCUGGACCAACCUGCCGCUGCCAGCUCACAUGCCGCCCCUGCGCUGCCACCCGUCCACGCUGCUGCAGAGCAAGCUGUGCGAUGCCAUUGCGACGGAAGACAAGUGCGGGGUGGGUGGGGGAGGGGGAAAGGUGAAUGGGGGUUAG
Molecule: messenger RNA, 885 nt
Organism: Closterium sp. Yama58-4
Lineage: Eukaryota; Viridiplantae; Streptophyta; Zygnematophyceae; Desmidiales; Closteriaceae
Source: the annotation of a GenBank genome assembly